Molecule: messenger RNA, 2657 nt
Organism: Manihot esculenta (cassava)
Lineage: Eukaryota; Viridiplantae; Streptophyta; Magnoliopsida; Malpighiales; Euphorbiaceae
Exons: 12
Coding region: 490-2355 (621 amino acids)
Molecular function (GO): DNA binding; protein binding
Source: RefSeq, a predicted model, not a curated record
AUAACGCAAUUGCUUCGCUCUUGAGCUCUUGCAACGUCAGCUUCUCUGUCUUUUCUUCAGUCCACCGUUUUCCAUCGGCAGGGCCACCACCUCCCUCUCCAGUAACUGCCACUGGCACCUGCUGCUACUUGCUGCUUCAACCUUCGAUACCAUAUUUAGUUUGAGGAGACUCCGUAGCAACUGCACCUGUGUCAAAGCCCUUUCGCGCAUCGUUUUCAUCGCUUCAGAAAAGUGAGACGCACGUCCGAUUAGCCGGCGUUGCUUCACCAGCUGGCCUGUGCAUUCCGUCCUUUCUACACCCAUCUCGCAGGCACAUGCGGUUUUUAGCCUUUCUUCCUCUUUUCUGGCUCUAUUGACACAUGAGGGUAUAUGAUAAAUUCGGAAUACAUUAAACUGCGAGAUUUUGCAUUCUAGUGGAAGCAGAGGCCAAAUUGAAAUAACGUGGAGAUUCAUUAGACAUCAUUGUGACAAAAGUUAAAGUCACACAACAUGGCCGAGAGUGAGCCCUUUUUUUGGAUGGAAGAGCAUGCAGGGCAGCUCUAUGGUCCUGUAGGUACGAAAAGAAAGGCUAGAACAAGGAAAAUGGAAUUUGUUGGGUGGGGAUCAAGACCACUUAUAGAGUUUCUUGAAUCAAUUGGUAAAGAUACCAGUAAUCAGAUUUCUCAAUAUGAUGUUACUGCCAUUAUAAAUAAAUAUGUUAAUGAUCAUAACCUUCAUCACCCAACAAAAAAGAAAAGAAUUCUUUGUGAUGAGCGGCUCCUUACUCUUUUUGGAAGGAAAACUGUUGCCCGAAUCAAAAUCUAUGAAAUGCUGGGAUCUCACUUUGCUGAAAACCAAGUGGAUUCAGAUGAUGAUUUUCUUUAUAGUUCAGAAGAAGAGGAUUCUGCCUGUGAAAGACAGAAGAAAUUGACUUCAGAAAGAAAAACAUACAGUAAAAAGAAGGUUCUGGAAGCUCCAAAAAGCUGUUUUGCAGCCAUAAUUCCUGAUAAUAUUAAACUAGUCUACUUGAAAAGGAGUUUAGUUCAGGAUCUACUCAAAGAACCUGAAGCAUUUGAAGGAAAAAUUGUAGGAAGCUUUGUAAGAAUCAAGUCUGACCCAAAUGACUACCUUCAGAAAAACUCUCAUAUGCUUGUGCAAGUUACAGGUCUAAAGAAGGUCUCUGAGUCCAAUGACAAGGGUGCAGAAGUUGUUCUUCAAGUUUCGAAUUUUAUGAAAGAUGUCCGUAUAUCCAUGCUUUCAGAUGAUAACUUCUCUGAGGCAGAAUGCGAGGAUUUGCAUCAGAGAAUAAAAGAUGGUUUGCUAAAGAGGCCAACUGUUGUUGAGCUGGAAGAGAAGGUUCAUGUCUUGCAUCAAGAUAUAACAAAUCAUUGGCUUUUGGGAGAACUUGCUUUACUACAAAAGCUAAUUGAUCGAGCCAAUGAAAAGGGGUGGCGCAAAGAACUCUUUGAGUACCUGGAGAGAAGGCAGCUGCUGCAGUCUCCAGAUGAAAAGUCUCGGCUUCUUCGUGAAGUUCCAAAAAUUAUUGCUGAUGAAAUAGAAGUUGAAACUACUUCACAGGACUGUCCAGCUAAUAUGGAAGAGGGAAAUCAUGUGCCGUCAGAACCAGUCUCCAAUGAAGGGGCUGAAAUCCAUAUUCGUGAUAUAGUGGCGAAAAGUACUCCAUCAGCUUGGAUUUCUUUUGAUAUGGAUUCAACAGCAGGGAACAAAGCAGCCUUUGCGACAUCAAAGCAGAACAAGAGAAUGAAUGAGCAAAAGCAACCAACAGAGGUUGAUCAUGAGAGCAAUGGUAAAAUGGAGCCUACUAAUGCACAAGAGCCUCCUCAAGAUGAGCAAAAGCAACCAACAGAGGUUGAUCGUGAGAGCAGUGGUAAAACGCAGCCUAUGAAUGCACAAGAGCGUCCUCAAGAUGAGCAAAAGCAGCCAACAGAGAUUGAUCGUGGGAGCAAUGCUAAAAUGCAGCCUAUGCAUGCACAAGAGCGUCCUCAAGUUUUAGUUGCAGAUGAGCGAAAGCAACCAACAGAGAGUGAUCAUGAGAGCAAUGCUAAAAUGCAGCCUAUGAAUGCAGCACAACGUCCUCAAGGUGUGACUGUUAUCGAGGUGAUUGAUUUGAGCAGUGAUGAAGAAGAUGAGGAUUCAGGUGGUGAAGCUCAGAUUCUUGAUGACGAUGAGGAAAGCUGUAUAUGGUAUUAUGAAGAUCCUCAAGGAGAUAUACAGGGUCCAUUCCCGAUUUCAUCAUUGAAACGUUGGUAUGAUGCUGACUAUUUUCCCCCAGAUUUCAAGAUAUGGCAGGAAGGACAGAGCCAAAGGGAAGGUGUUCUGCUGACCGAUGUUCUUCGCGAGACAUAUCCCCAUUAAUUGGGGACAGUUCCCAUUGGUGGUCGAUAGUUCUACUGUGUUUCUCAUAAUUUUCCUUGUACAAAUUGCAGAACUGGUAGAAAGUUAUACAAAUAAAUUGCAGGGCCUCCAAGGAAAAUCCAUCCCUGCUGAAUGGUGGGGACUAGAGACUCCCUGUUUUCCCUGCUAAUAAAAACUUAGGAACUGCCUGUUUGUACAUUGCUGCUCCUAUUAAUGUUAAUGUAAUAUUGCUUCAGUAGACUUUUAUGUAAUCCUUUCAAACAAAAUUUAGUAAUAAAGACCACCAAGAUCUUCUUCUUUAA